This is a messenger RNA of Cajanus cajan (pigeon pea), 1336 nucleotides long. Its product is annotated as alpha/beta-Hydrolases superfamily protein. The record is from RefSeq and is a predicted model, not a curated record. Gene Ontology annotation, biological process: phosphatidic acid biosynthetic process; lipid homeostasis. NCBI's taxonomy places the organism in Eukaryota, Viridiplantae, Streptophyta, Magnoliopsida, Fabales, Fabaceae. Gene Ontology annotation, molecular function: lysophosphatidic acid acyltransferase activity; carboxylic ester hydrolase activity.
CAUUACACCAAACAAGAGAGAAGAAGCAGCAGAAAAGAGAACAGUGAGAAGAAGAGCUUGGGCGACCCUUAUCUUGUUGGCACCAAAGACCGAAACUUUGAAGAAGAAGAAGAGAGACAAUGUCUGUUUGUGUUAGUGGGUCUUACACACUAUUCGCGAACCGUUCCAAUUUGAAGACCGUGGCGGUUCUGAGCAGAGAGAAGAAGAAUAAGAUGGGUGUCCAAUACGAUCUGAAGCAAGGGCAGAGUCGUAAUUUCCACGAGCUCCCUUCUGGUCUAAGCAUGGAGGUGAUUGUGCAGAAGGGUGAGGAAAAGAAGAAGAAUGGUGAACACCCACUUCCACCUUUGGUUUUUGUUCAUGGGAGUUACCAUGCUGCUUGGUGCUGGGCGGAACACUGGUUGCCCUUCUUUUCAUCUUCUGGCCAUGAUUGCUAUGCUCUUAGCUUGUUAGGACAGGGUGAAAGUGAUGAACCUGCUGAUUCUGUUGCCGGUACACUUCAGACACAUGCAAGAGAUGUUGCCGAUUUUAUCUGUCGUAAUAUUAGAUCGCCACCUGUCUUGGUCGGGCAUUCAUUUGGAGGACUUAUUAUUCAAUAUUAUACUUCCAAUUUAGGAAGUGACAAACUCAAAGAAGACUUGUACCCAAAGCUUAAAGGAGCUGUACUUGUUUGCUCUGUACCUCCUUCUGGUAAUAGUGGGGUAGUCUGGCGUUAUAUCUUUUCCAAGCCAAUUGCUGCCUUCAAGGUGACACGCAGCUUGGCAGCAAAAGCUUUUCAGACCUCUCUUCCUCUUUGUAGGGAGACAUUUUUCUCAGCCACUAUGGAGGAUCAUGUUGUUAAAAGAUAUCAAGAGCUAAUGAAAGAAAGUAGUAGGAUGCCAUUGUUUGAUUUAAGAAAGUUGAAUGCAUCACUUCCGGUUCCUUCAGUGCCAAACUGCCCUCUUGAAAUUCUUGUGAUGGGUGCAAAGGAUGACUUCAUUGUGGAUGAAGAGGGUCUCAAAGAAACAGCAAAGUUUUAUGGUGUGUCACCAGUAUGUGUUGAAGCAAUUGCCCAUGACAUGAUGUUGGACGUUUCGUGGGAGAAAGGUGCGAAAGUUAUUCUUUCAUGGCUAAAUGGUCAAGAGAAAUAGGAAGCAGCAAAUAUUUGUGGUUCAUUGUGUAAAUAUUUGUCUUGCUUCAAAACACUGAAUGAUGCAGUGAUGUAGAAGGUGUUCCAAGCUUCAAGGUAGGUCCAAGCAGAUAUGUGUAGUUGUAAUAGUGAUUCAAUUUCAAACAUUCAUAUAAAUAGUUGCACUUCUAUGAGCAUCAUAAUGUACUUGGUUUUAAGUAUGUGCUCUCA